GCUCCAUGCGGGCUCUGCCGGCUCCGGGAUGAGCCCGUGGCAGCAGCGCCCGCCCAACGGCAGCGCGGCCGGCGGGCCGGGCCCGCGGGGGAACGGCACGGGCCGGGCGGAGCGCGGCAGCGCCGUGUCCGUGGCCAUCCCGCUGACCAUGAUGCUGACGGGCGUCGCGGGCAAUGCGCUGGCCAUGCUGCUCGUGUCCCGCAGCUACCGCGCCAAGGGCAGCCGCAGGAAGCGCUCCUUCCUGCUGUGCAUCGGCUCCCUGGCGCUCACCGACAUGCUGGGCCAGCUGCUCACCAGCCCCAUCGUCAUCUCCGUGUACCUGUCGGGCCGGCCCUGGGCGGCCAUGGACCCCUCGGGCCGCCUCUGCGACUUCUUCGGCUUCAGCAUGACGGUGUUCGGGCUGUGCCCGCUGCUGAUCGCCAGCGCCAUGGCGGUGGAGCGGGCGCUGGCCAUCCGCGCCCCGCACUGGUACGCCAGCCACAUGAGCCCGCGGGCCACCGAGCGCGGCCUGGCCGCCAUCUGGGCCGCCGGCGUGGCCUUCGCGCUGCUGCCGCUGGCCGGGCUGGGCCGCUACGCGCUGCAGUGGCCCGGCACCUGGUGCUUCAUCAGCACGGCCGGCGGCAGCGCCUUCGCCGCCGCCUUCGCCGCGCUGGGGCUGCUGUCCCUCGUGGUGACCGGCGCCUGCAACCUGGCCACCAUCGAGGCGCUGGUGUCGCGCUGCCGAGCCAAGGCCGGCGCGCCUCAGCCCGGCUCGCGCUGGGGCCGCAUCGCCACCGAGACGCUGCUGCAGCUGCUGGGCAUCAUGUGCGUGCUCUCGGCCUGCUGGGCACCGCUGCUG
Messenger RNA from Zonotrichia albicollis (white-throated sparrow), 838 nucleotides. NCBI's taxonomy places the organism in Eukaryota, Metazoa, Chordata, Aves, Passeriformes, Passerellidae. The record is from RefSeq and is a predicted model, not a curated record.